Messenger RNA from Aureobasidium uvarum, 1737 nucleotides. The record is from the annotation of a GenBank genome assembly. Lineage: Eukaryota; Fungi; Ascomycota; Dothideomycetes; Dothideales; Saccotheciaceae.
AUGACGCGCACCAAAAACAACAAGCCCGGCGGCGGAAAAGGAGUGGAAAAGCAAAACAAAGCACCCAAAUCCGCUGCUGCUGCAGCACCAAAACCGUACACCGCACCCACCAUAACCACCUCCACCAAGAUCCCGCACUGGAGGCUCGGCCAGCCAAAAGAGUUUUACACAAACUACGUGCACAAGCGUCAACCAGUAGUCAUUGAGGGAAAACUCGAAGAUCUCGACUUUGUCACGAGGAAUUGGGCCAAUGUCGAGUAUUUGCGCGACACGGCUGGCGAUGCGCGCGUCAAGGUCGAGCCCAUGCAUAAAGAAAAGAAGCGCUAUGGCACUGAUGUGCAGCGUGUGGACACCACUUUCGGAGAGUUUCUGGACUCGCUGAGGGAAGAAAAGGACGAGUACGAUUACUUGACCACCCAAUACUCUGAAGACGACGACGAAGACGACAUGUUGGACGAUCAAGACUCGGACGACGAUUCCGAAAUCCCCCAGGACGACGAGAUCAAAACCAGUACCUUCCCUCAACCCAUACGCGCCCUCUUGCGCAAGGAAACNCCCAUCCGUCCCGCCAUAAUGGGUAAUCUCGUGCUCCAACAAAUGAACAUCUGGCUCGGCAAGACAAAAUCCGGCACCAGUUCGGGCUUGCACCACGAUUUCCACGAUAACCUGUACAUUCUCCUCAAGGGCCGCAAGAGAUUUGUCUUGUAUCCGCCUUCGGCAGUCCACCACUUGGAUACCCACGGCAAACCUGAAAAAGUACACCACAACGGGUUGAUAGUGUACAAGCAACCCGGAGCAGAAGACGACGAGGACGCGGGACAAGAAGACAACCAAGCCGAUGCCAUCAGAGCAGAUGGUCUUGUGGAAAGAGAUGCCGCGGCCCUAAAAGUGCAAGCCUUGGAAGAAGCAAUGGACGCCCUCCAAGACGGCAUUGCCGACNNAAAAAAAGCCCUCGAUGCAAUACAAAAGGAAUACGGACACGCCGUCGAGCUUCUGAUGAAAUACCAAACCGCCGAUUUCGGCGAGCUGGGCGAAGACGACUUUGACGAGGUGUCUUCAGAGGAAGAAUCAGACCCCGAAGACCUCAAAGAUCAAGUCUUGCGCGACGACGUGCCCAACAGCAAGAAACGCAAAGCAGAGGACGACUUGGCAGCAAGCAAAGCCACCAAGACCGCAAAGGCAGACGAAGUUGAUGAUGAAGACUCGGAAGCCAAUGACGACGACGACGACGACGACGACGACGAUUCAGACGCCGACCUCCUCGCCGCCCUCGAGCGCGCCCAAAACGGCCAACGCGACGACUUCAACGACUCAGACGAAGACGACAUGUCCGAUCUCGACUCGGCCUUCGCCCACGCCCAAGGCGAAGACGCCUUNCCCUCCGAACCCCUCUCCUUCUCUCGCCUCUCAACAGCCGACCUACACUCCCACCUCGGCCUCACAUCGCCGCAGAAAUCUUCUCCCGCGCUGGCCAAAGCAGGAAUACCCUACAUUGUCGAUCUCCACGCUGGAGAGAUGCUUUACUUACCCACCUCAUGGUUCCACGAAGUGACUUCAUUCAGCGACGACAAGCACGGUGAUGAUAACGUGCACAUAGCACUAAACUAUUGGUUCCAUCCCCCUGAUGCCGUGGCGCCAAAGUUUGAGUUGCCGUAUACAGACGCAAGAUUGUGGAAAUUCAUGGAGGAAAAAGUGCAAAGUGCUUAUGAGGGGUUGAUUGCUGAUGAGGACGAGUGA